AGAAGGUCUUCGGACAGAGACACACUGAGCCAUGGAUAAGCUUGUAUCGGUAGUCUUGUGUCUGCUUGUCCUGGUGUGUUUGAGCACUGGUCAGAACCAUUUGCGCGCGCCUGUUGGUCCGUGGAGACACCGGAUUCAGUGGGAGAAUAACGGCCAGGUGUACAGCUUACUGAGCACCGGGACUCAGUAUCGUUUACCUGCGCAGACCAGGAGGCGCACUCAGCUCCUGCUGACAACAAGAAACAACUUUCCACAGCCUCCUGUUGCGCUCAACAGCCCAUCCAGGACCAGACAUGUCACCCUCGAAGGUGCGGCCGGGAGUCGCGCUCCACACAGCCCGGUGCAUUCAUCAGUCCUCGGUUUAGACGGGGAUCAGUAUUUACUUGCUUCUGGACGGCCUGGCACGCGCAGGAACCCGGAGACCACCAGGCAAGUCGUUGGGUCCAGAUCAGAACAAGUCCAGUCAAACAGCAGUAGCGCAGCUGUCACUCCCGCCCAGGAGUUUUCAGGCAGCGGUGUCCCCCGGGGGGGCAGGAGCACACCUGGGGAGGAUGCUGGCGCACGCCCGGCCGGCGCGGCACCGGCUGGGUCACCCGGCUCUCCGGACGGGGGAGGCGGCAGAAUGAGCUCUGAGAGUCCUGAUUCACCUGUGCGCUCACCCGCUUCGCGGGUCGCCGUGGUUGGAGAGAGUGGGACUGCACGGCGUGUCCCUCAGCGGACCAGCUCAGAGGACGCUCUCGGUGCGCACAGAGCGCACUCGCUGACCAGAGGCGCACCUGAGGCAUCUCCCGCAGCAGGCCUGUCCAGUAACGCCGUAGAGGUACAGUUUCCUCGUAGAAGGCCAGAUAGCAGCGCCGAUGCGGGUGACCCAAGGGAUCCACACAAUAUCCAUCAUCGGAACUCAGUUUUCUAUAAUGUUUACCCAGCGGACCACAGGAACAGGAUCAGCGCGCGCCCUCCGGCCGGCUUUGGCACCAGGUUCUUCCAUAACGGGCUUCCAGACUUGGUUCCUGACCCUUACUACAUCCAGGCAGCCUCCUACAUACAAAGAGUUCAAAUGUAUGCACUUCGCUGUGCUGCUGAAGAAAACUGCCUGUCCAGGUCUGCGUACCAUCCCAGUGUGAGUGACCUUGACUACAGGGUGCUUCUGCGGUUCCCACAGCGAGUGAAGAAUCAGGGAACGGCAGAUUUUCUCCCAAUGAAACCGAGACAUGAAUGGGAAUGGCACAGCUGUCAUCAGCAUUACCACAGUAUGGAGGCGUUCAGUAACUACGACUUGCUGGAUGUCUCCACUGAUCAGAAGGUUGCUGAGGGACAUAAAGCCAGUUUCUGUCUGGAGGAUACGUCAUGUGACCCAGGAGUGCGAAGACGCUUUGCAUGCACAGCUCACACACAGGGACUCGGUCCUGGUUGCUAUGAUACAUAUCAUGCCAACAUCGACUGCCAGUGGAUCGACAUCACUGACGUUCCCCCUGGAAACUACAUACUCAAGGUGACAGUAAACCCAACUCGGCAGGUUCAGGAGUCUGACUUCUCCAACAAUGAGGUCCGGUGCGAUAUCAGGUACACAGGAAGCUAUGUCCAGGCAAGAAACUGCAAUAUCAUUGUGAGCUCACCUGAUUAAGUCUUUCCCAUUAAGAAACAUUCAUCUAUUACUCUUCUGUUGCUCUUAAUGUACAGCUGCUGCUGCUGCUGCUGUUGCUGCUGCAUUAUUCAGAUGUUUAAGCUCUUGCUACUAUAUAAAUUAAUCUUUGUAUUUAUGUUGUUUCAUACCUUAAAGGUCUUGUGUGGGAAUGUUGUUACUUUAUUUAUAUGAGUACUGGUUUUCAAAGGAUUUUGAAGCAAUGCAAGGCUGUUUGCUGUAUGUCUUUGUGAAAAAGCACAAAAAAAAGUAAAAACGAUUACUCUCACAUCUUUCUUUUAGUACCAUGUGUAUGAUCUGCAUGCAUGUGUGUGAUUAUGGCUGCUAUCAAGGCCAGGUUUAUUGCUCUUCA
Messenger RNA from Salarias fasciatus (jewelled blenny), 1994 nucleotides. It is a transcript of the gene loxl5a, whose product is annotated as lysyl oxidase-like 5a. Bases 32 to 1624 code for a protein of 530 amino acids. NCBI's taxonomy places the organism in Eukaryota, Metazoa, Chordata, Actinopteri, Blenniiformes, Blenniidae. Gene Ontology annotation, molecular function: copper ion binding; protein-lysine 6-oxidase activity. Gene Ontology annotation, biological process: collagen fibril organization; peptidyl-lysine oxidation. The record is from RefSeq and is a predicted model, not a curated record. The transcript has 7 exons.